Molecule: messenger RNA, 4121 nt
Organism: Paramecium sonneborni
Lineage: Eukaryota; Ciliophora; Oligohymenophorea; Peniculida; Parameciidae
Source: the annotation of a GenBank genome assembly
AUGAAAUAAGCUAUUAAUGAUGUUACAGCUCUCUAAUUUAUCACAAUUAAGAGUAUAUUAAUAUUUAUGGCUAUUCCAAUUUUAUAAGGAAAAUGGUAUUUAUAAUAGAAACUAUAAUUUUUAGUCCUUUUUCCAUUCAUCAUCUAUAAGAAUUUAUGGAUUUGACAUAUAAAUUAUUUGAAGUUUAAGGAGUUAGCGAAAAAUAGAUUCCUUAGAAUUUUAUUGUAAAAUAUUCAUGAAUGUUCCAAUUUAUACACCUGAGGAAUAUAUGGAAUUAUAUGGAGAAGAAAAUGAAUUAUGUCGAUAUUUAAGCGAUUUUGUAUCAGAAGUAUUCAAUUUAGUUAUUAAAAAUUUUAAUUUGAUUAAGUACAAAGAUGUAGAUUAUGGAUUUGUAUUACCAAAUCUAAUUAACAUCUUUUGGCCAUAUAUAGCAAAUUCAUCAUAAAGAAUGUUAGAUAAUAUAGUUAAUAGAAUUAAAGAACAUUUAGAAAAUUUAGAAAUGUAAGAUUUAAGUGCCAUGGGAGAUUUAAUAGAUUGUAUAUUAUAUAGGGAUCCUUCAUUAUUAGAAUAUAUUAUAGAUAUUUGUAUGGAAAAAUUAUUAAAAUAGAGAUAAUCUCCACUUAAGAAACAUUAUUUAAGUUUUAUUAUUCAAUUAUCAAAAUACUCAAAUUAUAUAUUAGAAUUUGAACCUACUGCAGGUAAUAAAUAAUCUAAAUUAUUAUGGUUGACAUUACUUGAAAAAUCACUUACUUAUGCUGGUAAAGCUACUUAAAAACACGAUAUGAAAAUUAAAGCAAUUGUGAUUAAUUAUUUAAUGGAUGAACAAGAUGAAGUAUUCACUAAAGUUAGCGAUAUAAUACAUUCUGUUAAAAUAACAAAUCAAAUUAUUAAAACUAAUAAUUUAUCAUGGCAAAAUUAAAGUUCUUAAUUUUUUAAAAAAGAUUUUGACAAAAAAACAUUAUACCAACCUUAGGAUUUGAUUGUUGAAUGGUCUUUACCAAUUAGAUAAGAUUGGGAAUAUAUAUUUGAUUGGAAUAAAAUGUUUAUGUUUGGAGUAAUUGAAGAAUUUGAAAAGACUUAUAUGAAAGAAUAUGAAUUUUAUGAAAUGCCAAGAUAUUUCCCUAAACUUAUUGAUUUAAUGAUUUUUAGAAAUCCUCCCAUGGAUCCAAAUCUUAAAUAAAUUUGUUAUCGUGUAUGAUUUCUUGUGUUUGGAUGUUUUACUGGAUCAUCUCUAUUUACUCCUUUUUAACCAUAAGAUCAUAUUGAAGGAAGCAAAGGACAUAUAAAAUUAGAAAAAAUCUAAUAAGAUUAUUUAAAAAGAGUCUGUCCACCUGAAUAUUGGAAUUUAAGAUAAAGAUUAGGUACAUUUGCCAUAAAUUCUAUUUGUUAUGCUAUAAAUACAAACUUUGAAUUAAGAAUUAUAAUUAGGUAGAGAGUUUAUGGAAGGAUGCAGAUAAUUGAUGCAAGCUUCUUAAUGUAAAUUAUAUUUUGAAAGUCGAAUUUAAUGUGUAAUUGAUAUUAACACUUAUCUUUAUUAAAGACAUGUUUUUAUGUUACAUUUAUAAGGUAUUCCAAUAGAAUACAAUUAGAUAUACAAUUAUAUAAUUGUUCUAUAUUUAUUAGGUCAUUCUGAAUUUAGUAGUCCAUAAUAUUUAUUACCAUAUUCGGAAAGAGCUACCUACACUUUAACUACUGGAGUGAGAAAUAACUUUUUUGAAUAUUUAUUAGGAAUAUUGGAUUACAAUGAUAAGGAUAGAAGAUUAAGUAAAAUCAAUUAGUUGAGUGAAAGGAGUAAAGAAUACAAAUAAUUAAUUGAUUUAUUAUAAGGAUUUAAUUCAGCAGUAUAACAUAUAUCUUCAGAUAUAGAGAUGAGUAUAUCUAUUCAAAAAUAAUUGAAUUAAUUUAUUAGUGUAAUGGAAUAUGUUGAUAAUUAAAAAUGUAAAUAUUUGAUUAUGGAAUCAUGUGUUCAUCAUUUAGCUAUUUAAUAUGAUGAAAGUACUGUUGUUUUAUCUAAUGAUUAUAAUGAUAGACUUGAAAUGAUUAAUAAUAGUAUAAGAGCAUUAUAAAGUUAAUAUUUCUGAAAAUGUAAGAUUAUUCAUAGUUUAUCCUUAUUGAAUAAUAUAAAUAUUAUAAGAUAUGUGCCUGAAAAUUGUAUUAAUGCUUAUAGAGAUUUAUGUAUAAAUGAUCAUGUCACUUUAAAUUAAUUAGGAAGAGCAGGGUUAUUCUAUUUCCUAAGAUUAGCAAAAUAAAUGAUUUAUAAAACGUAAUAAGUUAAUAGUUCAUAAUUUGAAUAACAUCUUCCAUUUACUAAAUUUGUUUAAUAUAGAUAUUUAACAUAAGAAUAAUUAUCAAUUAUAGAUUAAUCAUAUUAAUCUAUUUUAGAAUUAGAUGAUAUUCUAAAAGCAUAUUAACCAAUUUAUAGAUCUAAAAUGCAUGAGAAAUAUAUGUUUACCAAAAAUGAUAUCACUAAGGUAACAAUCAUUAAUGAUACUGUCACUCCUUUCAUAAAAGAUUUAAGAUAACUCUUUACUGAUAAAUAAUAUAUGAGAGAAUUUAUGGAAAAAAUAUUAAUCGAUAAAGAUGUUGCUCCAACUUCAGAAUUUGAUAUUACUGAUGCUCCAUCAUAGGAAGUCUAAUUUAUGUCAGCAUAAGGAAUUACGAGAUAUGUUUAGAUCUUUUUCACAUAUAUAUAUGGUAAAAAUAGGAAUAGAUAAUCUCCAUUUUCUGCUACUUAAUCAUUUUUUAUGUCUGAUUUCUAUUUUAGACUAUUUAAGAAAAUGUUUUAAGUUUGUGGUAUUGCUGCAUUUUAUUCGACCAAAGAAAUUAUAGAUGAAUAUAUUGAAUAAUUUGAUUAAAGAGAAAAAUAAAGAUUAGUAAGUUGUUAUUUAACAGCCCUCCAUAGAUCAUUGCUUAAUGUUGGCUCUUAUAUUUAAGAUUCAUUUAUUAGAAUACUUCCUAAUAUUACUUAAGAAAUAUUCUAUGAUUAUCAUUUGGCAUUCUUUUAUAUGUGCAGAGAUUAAGAUUGGUAAUGGAUUUCUCCUGUUUAUUAAUAGAUGUUAUAAUGUAGUAAGAAUCUUAUUCCUUAAGGGGGAUUUAAAGGCUUAAGAUAUAUUUAACUAUUAAAAAUUCUUAUUUAAUCAUAAGGUCCAAGAAUUAUUACUUUAUAAGAUUAAAUUUUAUAAUAAUUUGCUUCAAUAAUUGUGACAUAUCCAUCUAGUGUUUAUGCUGAAGAAUAUACUUGUACGCUUGCAACUGCAUUAUUAUAAACUAUUUUAAUACCAAUACCAAUUGAUGCUCCAUAUGCAGAUGAUCAUUUAAUCGCUACGACUUCAAAUUUUUAAAUUUGGUAUAAUAGUGAUCUUUAAAGUUUUUUUUAAAAUUUUAAUGAAUUUCUCUCCAAUAAUUCAUAGACAGAUAAAAUUAAAUUUUAUUAAGAAUUAUCAGCAAGAAUUUUAGAGUUUAUUGCAAUUAGUAAAUUUGAUAGUUAUUCUUGGAAAUUCAUUGUUGAAGCUAUGAAAAUUAUUUUCUAAAUAAUUAAACCGAUAUUGAUGCUUAAGAGAUUCUAAGAAAAUAUAUUGAAUGUGACUAUGAUGAAAUAACUGAAUUACUGGAUAUUGCAGAAUAAAUGACUAAAAAUGAUACCUGGAAUAUUAGAAAACGUGCUAAUUUCUUUUUGAGAGAUUGGUAUUUCAAAGCAAGAUUAGAAGGAAGUACAUUAGAUCAAAUACCAAAAUAAUUACUCAAUAUGUUUUAAGAUAACAAUCUUUAAUUGCAAUUCCAGGCUGUGUCUUCGCUUGCUGAUUAUUUGAAAUUAUAUACUAAAUAUGAAUUAGAAGAAUUAUUCAAAACUGCAUAGGAUAAUAGAGUAUAUAUAUUAAUGAGUAUGUUACUUUCACGUUAAGAUAGAAAUUUCAAUUAGACAGAUUAAGCAUUAUCUGAAAUAUUUUAAGAAUUGAAAAAUAAAAGGUAUUGAUUUAUUUUAUUAUAGAAUUUUAUAAGAAUUUGUAUCUGAAUAUUGGAAGAGUAGACAAGAUUGGUAGAGAAUAUUUAAAGAUGAAAUAAGUGAAGAAAAUGUGAGAAAAUUAUAAGAAAUUGUAAAUCCACAUCCCUAUUAUGCAUGA